Messenger RNA from Dictyostelium discoideum AX4, 885 nucleotides. RefSeq lists its product as hypothetical. Bases 1 to 885 code for a protein of 294 amino acids. NCBI's taxonomy places the organism in Eukaryota, Evosea, Eumycetozoa, Dictyosteliales, Dictyosteliaceae. The record is from RefSeq and is a predicted model, not a curated record. The transcript has a single exon.
AUGAAAAAUAUAUCUAUAUUAAUAACUAUAUUAUUAUUAUUUUUAACAAGUUUAAUAAUAAAUUUAUCAAAUUCAUAUAAAUUAGAAAGAUAUAUUGAAGAAAAAGAUUGGGAAAUAAUUGAAAAUGAAAAAGAAAAUGUAUUUAAACCUGUAAUUGUUGAAAGAAGAGAAUUAUUAUUCUUUAGAUUCCAAAGAAGUGGAAAUACUGAAAAUUCAUCAUCAACUGAAUCUGUAUCAGUAAAAUUUGAAAUCCAUUCAAAAGAUAUUCAAGAAACUUUUUAUUUAUUUGGAUUAAAUAAUGAAACUUCUAUUAGAAAUAUUAAAGAUGUAGAAUUAAAAGAUAGAAAAGAAGAAACCACUCCAAUUAGAAAAGAAGCUUGUUUCGACCCUAUUAAACCAUUAUACUUUUCAUUAUCAAUGUUUAAUUAUUUAUGGGGUGGUGAUUUAUUAUUCACAAUUCAAGAAAAUAAUUCAAGUUAUUGUAUAAAUUCAAUGCCUAAAACGAAAAAUGAAACUAUUACUCUUAUUUCAACUGAAAUUCCCACCCCUACUCCUACUCCUACCUCUACCCCUACUCCUACCUCUACCCCUACUCCAACCCCUACCUCUACCCCUACUCCAACCCCUACUCCUUCAAAAUUAUCAAAUGAUACUGUAACUUCUAAUAAUGUUACCUCUUCACCAUUAAUUACUCCAACGAGUGUGAGUGUUACUCCUUCACCACCAAAGGUUGAAAAUGUACCUGUUAUUGUAUCAAAUAAACAAAAAAUUGAAUCUGAUUAUACUGAAUCUGAAGUACCAAUUGAUACUACUAAGAAAUCUCUUGUGGAAACUAGUCCAGCUGUAGAAAAUAAACAAAUAGAAUCAAAUAGUAAUAAUAAAUAA